This is a messenger RNA of Ctenopharyngodon idella (grass carp), 1453 nucleotides long. Its product is annotated as nidogen-2-like. Gene Ontology annotation, biological process: cell-matrix adhesion. The coding region runs from base 68 to 787 and encodes 239 amino acids. Lineage: Eukaryota; Metazoa; Chordata; Actinopteri; Cypriniformes; Xenocyprididae. The transcript has 3 exons. The record is from RefSeq and is a predicted model, not a curated record.
ACAUCUCAUGAACUUCUUCAGGGACAAUUAUAUUUAAGUGCUCAGAUCGAAGCUGCUCCCUCUCAAAAUGAAGAACUGCUGGGUAUUUGCUUUACUUUUUACAAAUGUUUAUUUCACGAAUGCGAUUCAAAAGGACAAACUUUUCCCUUUUGGACUAUCUGAAGGUGAUUCAGUUCUUCAAGAAGGUGAUGAUGAAGUGUCUGAAGCCCUGAAGCUAAAAAAGCCAUUACAGUUCUACGAAGUGCAGUUCAACAUUCUUUAUGUUGCCACAAAUGGAUUCUUGUCCCUUCAGCUUCCUCCUGAAGAGAGUCAGUAUUUAAGAACCAUGUUUCCUCUGAGCUUCUCAGCCAUAGCACCUUUCCUGACAGACAUAAGUUCAGGACAUGGGAAAGGAUCUGUGUUUUACCGUGUGGAGGAAUCAUUAGACGUAUUAAACCGGGCUUCUGAAAUGGUGCAGCAUGGUUUCACUGGUUCUACAUUUAAGUCUAGCCACACAGUCAUCGCCACAUGGGACAACGUUGCAUGUGAAGAGGACAGGUUACUCAAAUCACAUUGUGUAACCAGUUUCCAGGUUGUGUUGGCUGGUAAUAAAUCAGAUACAUAUGCCUUGUUCCUGUAUCCUGAGGAUGAGCAGCAGAAGCUAAAUAUCAGUCACAACUAUACUAACAUGUCAAAAGGAUAUGCUAAACCUCAGGUUGGUUUUAACAGAGGUGACACGUCUACCACAGAAGAGCUGUUCUUUAGUCUGUUUGGCUCUGAUGAGACCACCAAUAACCUCCAUAAGUGAGUGCAUGAAACUUUUUUAUUCUUUUAUCCUUUUCAAGUAUCUUUCUGCUGUUCAUUAACAUUACUUAUUAAAUGCUGUAUUAUACUAUUACUUUUCUAAAGUUUUAAUCUUUGGUUAUUGUUAAUUCAUUUAACUGAUAAUACACAAAAACAUGAUAAAACAUCUAAAAUUUAUUAAUGGAUUACAUCAUUUCUGAAGUAAAAUUAUUAAAAAAAAAACUCUAAAUUAAGGUUACUUCAGGUUGUGAAAUAUCAGGUGGUGCAAUUCCCCAAAACUUUUUAAAUGACCAAAUAUGAAAAGAAAAGAAAAGAAAAGAAAAGAAAAGAAAAGAAAAGAAAAGAAAAGAAAAGAAAAGAAAUUAACAUUAACCUAGAGUGAUAAAUGAAAUGCUUUACUUCAAGUGUUUAAGUAUUUUUUUUUUUUAACAUAAGUUAACUCUGUUACAGUAGUUAACAUGAACUAACAAUGAAAAAUACUUCUACAGCAUUAUUUAUCCUAAUGUUCAUUUCAACAUUUAGUAAUACAUUAUGAAAAUGAAAAAGGCUUACAAAGUUAAAAAACACAAAGUCACUCCAAAAGGAGUUAUUCUCUAUAUCAAUAAGCAUUGUUUCUGAAAUCCCUAAAACACCUCCAUUGUAUAGACCUACUUGAGUUUUCUUCUGGGGA